GGUCCCCCUUCCGAGAGGUGGCGCUGCCGAGCGGGCCACUUCCCUGACACAGCAUCCGGCGUGUGUGAGGAAACAUUAAACUGAAAGUACCGGAGCCCUGUACUUUGAGCAAAGUAGGCUAACUCCAACACCCAAGGAUAGUUCAGUGACGUGAAAAAAUGUCUCGCAGAUAUGAUUCCCGGACAACCAUAUUUUCUCCUGAAGGACGCCUGUAUCAGGUGGAGUACGCCAUGGAAGCAAUCGGUCACGCUGGAACAUGUCUGGGCAUUCUAGCAAAUGAUGGAGUGCUGUUAGCAGCAGAGAGACGCAACAUCCACAAGCUGCUCGAUGAGGUUUUCUUCUCUGAGAAGAUCUACAAGCUCAAUGAAGAUAUGGCGUGCAGUGUUGCUGGGAUUACAUCAGAUGCCAAUGUACUGACAAAUGAACUGCGGCUAAUUGCACAGAGAUAUUUAUUGCAGUACCAGGAGCCAAUACCGUGCGAGCAGUUGGUGACAGCCCUGUGUGACAUCAAGCAAGCCUACACACAGUUUGGAGGAAAGAGGCCGUUUGGUGUGUCUCUGCUGUACAUGGGUUGGGACAAACACUACGGUUUCCAGCUGUACCAGAGUGACCCCAGCGGCAACUACGGUGGCUGGAAGGCAACCUGCAUUGGCAACAACAGCGCUGCUGCAGUGUCCAUGUUGAAGCAGGACUACAAAGAGGGAGAGAUGACUCUGUCCUCUGCUCUGGCUUUGGCCGUCAAAGUCCUCAACAAAACAAUGGAUGUCAGCAAGCUCUCAGCAGAGAAAGUGGAGAUUGCCACCCUGACACGGGAAGACGGGAAAACAAAAAUCAAGGUUCUUAAACAGAAGGAGGUAGAGGAACUCAUCAAGCGGCACGAGGCUGAAGAGGCCAAGGCUGAAAAGGACAAAAAGGAAAAGGAGCAGAAGGAGAAGGACAAAUGAGCAAAAUAAUUAUUUUUCCCUCGUAUCACCAAAUCCUGUAUUGUUUUGUCUUUUACAUUAAAAGUUUGGAAACUGA
This is a messenger RNA of Xiphias gladius (swordfish), 1020 nucleotides long. Its product is annotated as proteasome subunit alpha type-4-like. The transcript has 9 exons. The coding region runs from base 159 to 944 and encodes 261 amino acids. NCBI's taxonomy places the organism in Eukaryota, Metazoa, Chordata, Actinopteri, Istiophoriformes, Xiphiidae. Gene Ontology annotation, biological process: ubiquitin-dependent protein catabolic process. Gene Ontology annotation, cellular component: proteasome core complex; nucleus; proteasome core complex, alpha-subunit complex. The record is from RefSeq and is a predicted model, not a curated record.